Guyanagaster necrorhizus is the source of this 1728-nucleotide messenger RNA. Its product is annotated as Ndufs2, NADH:ubiquinone oxidoreductase 49 kd subunit. Gene Ontology annotation, cellular component: respiratory chain complex I. NCBI's taxonomy places the organism in Eukaryota, Fungi, Basidiomycota, Agaricomycetes, Agaricales, Physalacriaceae. Gene Ontology annotation, molecular function: quinone binding; NAD binding; oxidoreductase activity, acting on NAD(P)H. Gene Ontology annotation, biological process: mitochondrial electron transport, NADH to ubiquinone. The record is from RefSeq and is a predicted model, not a curated record. The transcript is spliced from 12 exons. Bases 64 to 1428 code for a protein of 454 amino acids.
AUCAUUUCCAAAGGACACCGCGUCCUUCCGAAACUUCACUGGUCGUCGUCGACGUCAACGACGAUGCUCAGCCGUCUAGUUGCCCGUUCUCGGGCUUUCGCGCCCUCCUUCACCAGAUGCAUUUCUUCAUCGCAUCCUUGUCGCGCCAGCCCUGCAGAAGACGCCCAAACUAAAACUGCGUUUGAUUAUCACACUGUAGAGGACCUUCAGGGCAUGCAUGCCUCAGAAAUUCUUGCAGAGGCAGAUACCAGAUCGACGACCAAUAUGAGGCAUUUUACCGUUAAUUUCGGUCCUCAGCAUCCUGCGGCUCAUGGCGUGUUGCGAAUGAUUCUCGAGCUCAAUGGCGAGGAAGUUCUCCGCGCGGACCCACACAUUGGCCUUUUGCAUCGAGGGACAGAGAAGUUGAUUGAGUACAAGACAUAUAUCCAGGCGCUACCUUAUUUCGACCGGCUGGACUAUGUUUCUAUGAUGACAAACGAAUUAUGUUACUCAUUGGCUGUCGAGAAAUUGCUGAAUAUCGAGGUGCCGGACCGUGGAAAAUGGAUACGCACAUUAUUUGGAGAGAUCACAAGAAUUUUGAACCAUCUUAUGGCUAUUCUCACACAUGCUAUGGACGUUGGUGCGCUAACGCCUUUCCUGUGGGGUUUCGAGGAACGAGAGAAACUUAUGGAAUUCUAUGAGCGGGUUUCCGGCGCACGUCUUCAUAGUGCCUAUGUCCGUCCGGGCGGUGUAGCGUUUGACCUCCCCCAUGGUCUUCUGGACGACAUUUUCAAUUGGGCUACGCAGUUCGGAUCAAGGGUAGAUGAAGUGGAAGAGGUACUUACUGGCAAUCGAAUUUGGAAAGAGCGGACGAUCGGUGUCGGUGUUGUUGACGCUGCUGAUGCUCUGAAUUACAGCUUUAGCGGCGUCAUGCUGAGGGGUAGUGGCGUGAAAUGGGAUCUCAGAAAAACAUCGCCGUAUGACAAGUAUGACGAGGUUGAAUUUGACAUCCCGGUCGGCCAGCACGGGGACUGUUACGAUAGAUAUCUUUGCCGUGUGCAAGAGAUGCGGGAGAGUUUAAGGAUCAUCAAUCAGUGCUUGAAUAAAAUUACACCUGGUGCAUUCAAGGUCGACGAUCAUAAACUUGUGCCACCUCCAAGAGCAAGUAUGAAGGAGAGCAUGGAGAGUUUGAUCCACCAUUUCAAGAUCUUCUCCGAGGGAUAUUCCGUGCCACCUGGUGAAACAUACAGUGCUAUUGAGGCCCCCAAAGGAGAGAUGGGUGUCUACCUAGUUUCGGAUGGAACGAACAGACCAUAUCGUUGCUCAAUCAGGGCACCCGGCUUCGCACAUUUGGCUGGGAGUGAUUUCAUUAUGCGACAUCACAUGCUGGCAGACGUUGUAGCUAUCAUUGGAACUAUGGAUUUGGUGUUUGGAGAGGUUGAUCGGUAGGAUACAACGAUUCACCUGGCGCUGGUGCGGAUGUAGAAUAAAUCUUAUUUGCUUCUUUUUCCUCGGUAUGACGUUGUCACUUGACCACGUCCGAUGCUGUUCCGGAGAUUCUCCGACUAAGUCGUUUAAGUUCCCAUGUAGGGUUGAAACUGCUCUUUGAUAGUCAUGGCUUUUAACGUCGACGAAACUCUCUCGAAACUCACCCUCAGUGACAAAAUCAAGCUUCUGACUGGAUUGGGAUGGUGGCACACGGAAGCGAUUCCACAUGCAAACGUACCGUCAAUGAGGAUGAGUGACGGU